Molecule: messenger RNA, 537 nt
Organism: Eimeria acervulina
Lineage: Eukaryota; Apicomplexa; Conoidasida; Eucoccidiorida; Eimeriidae
Exons: 1
Coding region: 1-537 (178 amino acids)
Source: RefSeq, a predicted model, not a curated record
AUGCAACAGCAACAACAGCAGCAGAACCCUAGUGCAGCAGCAGCAGCAGCAGCACAUGCAGCAGCAGCAGGAAGAACAGCACAUGCAGCAGGAAGAGCAGCAGAUGCAGCAGGAGGAGCAGCAGAUGCAGCAGGAAGAGCAGCAGAUGCAGCAGGAAGUGCAGCACAUGCAGCAGCACGAGCAACACGUGCAGCAGUAGGAGCAGCAGAUGCAGCAGGAGGAGCAGCAGAUGCAGCAGGAAGAGCAGCAGAUGCAGCAGCAAGAGCAACACGUGCAGCAGGAAGAGCAGCAGAUGCAGCAGCACGAGCAACACGUGCAGCAGUAGGAGCAGCAGAUGCAGCAGUAGGAGCAGCAGAGCGAGCAGGAAGAGCAGCAGAUGCAGCAGGAAGAGCAGCAGAUGCAGCAGGAAGAGCAGCCCAUGCAGCAGCACGAGCAACACGUGCAGCAGGAGCAGCAGAUGCAGCAGGAAGAGCAGCAGACGCAGCAGGAGGUAGACCUGGGGUAAUAGUUGACUCCUUUUGCUCGAGUUGCUGCUAA